AGAGAAGAGAUUCGGGGCUCCUUUGCUCCCUUUUGUCUUUCUGUCGUCGAUUUUUGCGGUGGUCGUCGGUAUUUAGCGGAGGAGGAGGAGGAGGAGAAGGAGGGGGGGACGACUGCCGUCUCCCUCGUUUCUAAAAGCGGAAUGACGACGCUCGGCGAGGCCGAUAAUCGUCCGCGAGGCGCUCGGUGAUCCCGACGGAGGCGCGCUCCGGAAUAGCCCGAGGACGAGGGCGAGGGGGGGGGGCAUCAUCUUCCUCCGUCAACAGUUUGAGGGCAUACGCAGGAUGCAUCGGGACGCCGGACCUGUGACGCUUAAGCAUCAAACGAGGACGUGGCGUGCUAGCUGAACGUCCGCCUCUCCUUCCUCAGUGUGACAAAGGCCCGGCUCACAGGACAGUAAAGGCAGCCACGCCGCGAGCUCCCCGGGCACGGCCAUGUCGGUGGCGCCAGGGUCGUGGAUCGAGGCAGGAAGGAACUGACAGUCUUGAUAACGUCUUCAUCGUCAACAGGCCCCGCGGUCCUGACCUGGACAUUUCCGUUUCGUCGGGGUGUCUCUCGGAGUUAAGCUCUGGAAUGCGAGAUUAGGGGCACGACUCCGUCUCGGCGUCCAGCGAAGGACGUUGCGGUUUGGACAUUUGACUCAAUCCGGUGCCUUCUCUGGAACGAGUCGUGACGUGUUCGACCUGUAAGAGCCCACCCGUCUCAGAGCGACGUGUCAGAGUUGGGACGACGCGCUCAACAGGGGGGCAAAUCUGUCCUGCCAAGCUAUGUGAAAGGGGUUAUGUAUGCUUUCAGCUAUGUUUUCAUCUCACUGCGAAGGAGCUGCUACACUUUAAAACAAUAACAGCCUCUAGUCAGGCGCUCCCUCGCUCUCGUUCUCUGUCUUGUCGAAUGAGAUAUCGCCUCGGCGAGCGGGGGGGUCCAUGUUUUAAUAAAGGAUAAGCGAGGACGGACGGAUAAACCAUAAAUGAGGCCGAGAACGAGCACUAUGCUCCAGCAGAAUAACAACAACAACUACCCCUGCCUCAAUGCAUCUGGCUCCUCCAGGGAGACGCUCCACAAAUGUACUCGGGGAGUCCUGCCCUUCCCCGCCCGGCUGGAGCUGGGCCUCGGUGACCUACCCCUGGUGAGAGGGCUCCGGGCGUGGGCCCUGUGCUCCAAGAACCGUCGAAAGCCCGGUGGCGGGCCGUCUGGAGGGGGACGUGCCCCGACAGCCCCACCUGUCAGCCGCAGAAAUUCCGACGUGUAUCCCAGCGGGGAGUGGGGUCACAUGGGGUAUGGGCUCCCUCUGGGCCUGGAUGCCCGGCAGGCCGGCAUAGGAGCUCUGGUGACCGUUGCCACUCUGAAGACAUCGGAGGGAGGCGGGAAGACCCAGACGCAAUGCCUGUUCCUCCGGACAGAGAGGGGGAGCUGCCUCUACUCCACCGCCAAGCCCGGAGCUCACUCCCCGGGCGUGGGUCCAGGCAUCUCCCCCACAGGGGCUCCCACACCAGUUGGGGGCUGGUUGAGAGGGAAAGUUGGGAGGGGAUCAGGAGGAGGCAGGGACGGCUCUGACAGAAGGAGGGACAAUGGACUACCCCCGCCACCUCAGAGUGGAGCAAGCCGUAUUAAAAUGCGGUCAGGGCGGAAAUGGAGGAAGUCCUGUUGCGCAACUGGCCCUGGACAGGAGAAAGGAGGGCCCAGCGUGGAAAAGCGGAGCGGGAAGGAGACGGCCGGAGAGCUCAUUGUGGAAGAGAGGCGAGAAGAGAAAGACAAAGGAAGCCUCCUCGACAAUAACAACCUGAACUGUAAACAGUUUCCUGGCCUACAGCACAGCAGCAGACAGGAGAGAGUAGGAGCAAACGGGAGCCCCAGUUGCUGCCAUAGCACCUCCCCAAAGAGCUGCUCUACCCAGUGCCUCCGGAGGGUGGAGCGUGGGGUUCAGCGAGCCCACGAGGGAGACGCAGGUCAAAGGUCGGGUGGGUGCACUCUAGACAUGCAGAGCGACAAAGCAGAGGAAAGGAGUAAGGAGACCCAAGAGAGGAAUGAGGAGGAGACGGACGACGGCGAAGAAGGAAAGGAGGCGAGGCCUAGUCCUGUUGAGUUGGACCCCGACCUGGAAAUGAACUACUUUUACCCACAAACACACAGCAGCUACAGGGUUGGAGAAAGGAGCAGAGAGGAGGAGGAGGAGGAGGGCAGUGAGGAGACACAAGCCUCCUGCAGUGAAGAUGUCCACUCACAGGACAAGGAAGAUGGCAGCUCCCACGUGAGAGCCUGUGAGAAUAUGAAAACAUCCACAAGAGACUGCAAUACCCUCAACAGACACUCCCAGCUGGUUGACGUCAGCAAGGACUUUUUGUCAAGACCCGACAGAGGAGCCGAAGGCAGCGAGGAGGUCACACUGACCUGCUGGAGUAAUGGCGAUGGCGAAACGGACAAAAUAAAUGGAUACGAUGCUCAACCGGCGCUAGACACAGAACCAGAACCGGAGUCUGAGAGUUGCAACGGUUGGGAGGAGACUGGAGAAAGCAAGAGCUGGACAUCCACUCCGUCUUCAGAGAAGCGUUGUGUUUCCGGAGAAGGAUGUCCUCCUCAUUCCUCUUUGUCCUCCUCCGUCUAUGUUAUGCAUCCCUCUCCAGACUGCUCUGAGACAUCCAGGCCUGUAGAGGGCAGCAACUCCACCGAAGAACAUGCAGUUGGCAGGGGAGAGGAGAGGUGUCGACUCUCAAACACUGAGCUAGCUCAUGGGGAGAAGGUGAAUGAGAGACUUAAAGAGGAGGGGGAGGAUAGAGUCGUUCCACAGGACUGUAGCGAUGAGGGAAAGACUGUGAAGGAGGAGCGCGGGUUAAAUCAACCGACGCAUACACUCCCAACCGAGACGGACCCACAGGUCGACAAAUUAACAUCAGGGGAGGAGAAACGGGGGAAGGAAAGGAAUGCCGGGACCACCACUGAGGAGGAAGAAAAGAGGAGAGGGAAGGGAGGCGAACUGAACACAGGGACGGAGAAUGAGAGGAGAAACGUGUCAGAGAAAGAAAAGGAAGGAGAGGAGCUAGAGAAAGAUGAGGGAAGGAGAAAAGGGGAAUCUGAAGAGGGAAUCUGGAGAAAGGUUCAAGAUGACGGUUUUGAAGGAGGUGAAGAGAGGAGCAGAGACGAAGAGAGGCAGAACGCGGAGGUAUGCGGAAACUGUACAGCCAAAGGCGACAAAAAGGCACAGGAGUUGUUGGAGGGGCGGGAAGCGGAUGAGAAGCAUUCUCCCAAGCUGUUAGAGGAGGAAAGGAGAGGAGCAGGAGGAGAAGUGGGGGACGCGGUGGACAGUGGAAACAUCGGCGGCUCCCUCUUUCAAAAUCCUGCCUCACUAAGUUCUGCUAGGGCUGCACGUGCUAACCCUGCCGGUUCUGCCCCCUCCACCUCCUGCAAAUGCACCCUGGCUAAUCCUGCCCCCCUCCCAUCCCCGCUGGGAGCCAUGGUAACGGGCCUGCCCCGUCUGGGGGUGGUGGUGGGGGAGGGCAGGGGGGUGGAGAGAGAGGGAGAAGGGGGCAGAGAAGUAGCAGGGCCGGCGAGCGGCGAGGAGGAACACGCGGAGAGGGACAGGGAGCAGGGCAGCGCCGUGGCCACCCGGCCGGGGGAGCUGCAGAAGGAGGGGACGGAGGAAGAGGAGGAAGAUGAGUUUGGUGUUUUCAUGCAGGCCGAGGAGGAGCUGGCGUGGAGCGAGGAGUUCACGAUGUCUGCCUCAGUGCCUUGUGGGAGCAGAGGGAGCACCGCACUUGAAAAUCAUGCCAUUACCGGAGAGUCUAGCCACUGGUUGCCAGGUUUGACGGACGGCUCCCUCAGCCAAUCAGAGGACGCCUGGGCCGCCUUCCCUCAGGACUCGUUGGAUGACGGUGCCGACACAGCGGGGCAGUGGUGGCCAGUAAACGCCGUGGAGGAGAGGAGGGACAGACUGUCAACCAGUCAGAAUCCGGUACAGCGGCCUAAUAAACCGGCUAAUCUAUUUAAAGUGGCCUCUGUGUUUGUGGAGGCCUUCCCCUCCCUGCCCGGCGUCUCCUCCUGUGACCCCGACACCGUUCCCACGCUAACGCAGCUCCUCGGCGGCAGCCAGUACCACGCCGGGACCGGUCAGGACCAGGGGUUACUGGACAGUUUCCACGACCUCAACAGAAUGAUUGGCCAGCGUUACAAGAGAGCGAGUGGCGUUUCCCGAGACCUGCUCCUGAAGGCCCUGCGCCUGCACCAGGACCGCACUGAGGGCAGAACCGGCCCCCAGCCGGCCAAUCGCCGGCUCUCCCCUGGCCUCCCUUCAGCCAACCGGCACGCUCAGCACGCUGCUGCGAAGCGACGGCUGUCGUACGACUACAACAGAAACGUCAUGGAGUAACGCCCCGGUCCGGACCGCCUGGUCGGCACUUCCCGGUUGCGAGUACUGUGGACCUGCUCAGAAACUCUGGCGACCCAGUGUGUGUACUAUCUGCUAGAUCUUCUCUGGACUCUGCUACCGGCCGACCCUUCUGACCCCUCUCCCCCGGUCGUUCCGAGUUUUAAUCACUGAACAGACGUUUUACCUGCUGACAAAUGACGUUUUCAAAUAAAUCUCUAUCUGCUUCUCUUCGCCCAGACACGUGCCGCAGGGUCCGGGCCCUUCUUUUAUCCGUCUCAUCACAGAAACACAGCCGAGGGGCAGGUUGCCAGCGGUUCCGGGGGACACGACGCCAUGCUGAAGGAUCCUUACAACAACAACAACAACAACAAAAAAUGUACAAUAAGUGUAUUUUUUUCAAGUAUACUUUAAGUAUAAUAAGGAGCCAUGGUGUCCUUUGUAACCGUUGGUAACCGCUCUGGAGACAUUCCCAGUCGGGCCUGCACUAUCCGUCAAGGAUUUCCCUCCUCCAAAACGGACCCUCACAUAUAUCCAAGCACCCAGGACAGCAGACACGGGGUUAGGAAUCUCAUUUCCGACCCCCCGCCUUGCUGGGAGAAAGGCCACUUCUGAGGAGCCAGCUGAGGGAUUCUUGCUCCGCCAGCGGGGGCUGCGGGGAGUCGCCAGCGGAGAGGCCGAGGGCGUCUCCCGCAGUUUGUGUCGUUUGCGUUUUACCUUUCAGAAGGACACGUGUAUGUUUGCUGUGUGAAAUUCCCACCUGCAUCUCAGACGAUUGGGUCCAAAAUAAAAGCCCCGCCGGGGUCCUCUUGAAAACGAAUUUGUCUUCCAGUCAGUGCCA
Lampris incognitus (smalleye Pacific opah) is the source of this 5197-nucleotide messenger RNA. RefSeq lists its product as uncharacterized. The transcript is spliced from 6 exons. The record is from RefSeq and is a predicted model, not a curated record. NCBI's taxonomy places the organism in Eukaryota, Metazoa, Chordata, Actinopteri, Lampriformes, Lampridae. Bases 967 to 4359 code for a protein of 1130 amino acids.